This is a messenger RNA of Thlaspi arvense, 1434 nucleotides long. NCBI's taxonomy places the organism in Eukaryota, Viridiplantae, Streptophyta, Magnoliopsida, Brassicales, Brassicaceae. The record is from the annotation of a GenBank genome assembly.
AUGGUAAGAAUUGAAUAUGACAGAUUCAUUCCCUACAGAUCCGCCAUGGAUUUCGGGAAAAUUACGGAGGGAAGAAAGGCUGAAGAAGAAGAAGAAGUAUCGCCAUCGAGAGAAGCCUACAAUACGCGAUUGUUAGAGGCUUUGGAUCUCAAUCGCACUCGGAUUCUUGCCUUCAGUAGCAAACCUUCUUCUCUUUAUCAGCCUAUCAAACACUUGGCGCCUCGCAGACGAAUUUCUCAGAACCCAGAGAGAGUAUUGGAUGCUUGGAAUAUUGUGGAAGACUUUGGGCUCAACCUGCUUGAUUGGGGCAGUGCCAAUGUCUUAGCCAUAGCGUUGGGAGACACUGUUUGUCUCUGGGAUGCUUCCACUGGCUCUGUAUCUGAGCUUGAGGCCGCUGACGAAGAGAACGGACCCGUCACUAGCGUGAACUGGGCGCCUGAUGGUCGUUACCUCGCGGUGGGGCUCAACGACGGCGAGGUGCAGCUUUGGGAUUCUGUAGCCGAAGUUGUACUGAGAACGUUUCAAGGUUGCCGCCACGGGAGAGUAGGAUCAUUGGCGUGGAACGAUCACAUCCUGACCACGGGAGGAUUCGACGGACGGAUCACCAACAACGAUAUGCGGAUGGGCUCAAACGUUGUGGGAACUUACAAGGGUCAUACUCAAGAGGUGUGUGGUCUCAAGUGGUCUGGUCAGAUACUAGCUAGUGGUGGCAACGACAGUUUGGUACACAUAUGGGAUCAGUCCAGGAAUACGAAUUGGCUGCACAGGCUCAGGGGACACACAUCCGCGGUUAAAGCUCUCGCAUGGUGUCCUUUCCAGAGCAGUUUGCUUGCAACUGGCGGUGAUCAGACGAUAAAGUUCUGGAAUACUAAGACAGGGGCUUGCUUGAAUUCAGUAGACACGGGUUCUCAAGUUUGUUCUUUGCUGUGGAGCAGCAAGGAAAGAGAGCUACUUAGCUCACAUGGGUUUCCUCACAACCAGCUUACGCUCUGGAAGUACCCAUCGAUGCUCAAAAUGGCUGAGUUCACUGCUCAUACAUCAAGAGUUCUGUAUAUGGCUCAGAAUCCCGAUGGUUGUACCGUAGCUUCAGCGGCAGGAGAUGAGUCUCUCAAGUUCUGGAAUGUUUUUGGAGAGAAACCUGCUCCCAAGAAAGGCCAUGAGCCGUUCUCUCGGUAUUCACAGUUGGUCUUGAAAGAGCUUCUGAUGAGGAAGAUGAACUGGGAGUUGAUUGCCGAGGACAAUUAUAGGGCUCUCGCUGAUGCUAUCUUCGAUGCCCAAGAGAUUCAGGCUGCAGAACGGGACAGAGGGAAGAAGAAGGCACGUGAGUCCGGACACAGUUUUGAAGAGCCUACAACUGGUCAUGGCGGAGACACUGCUCCUGAUGCUGGUGCGCUCAUUGUUCCAAAAGACGAGCUUUUUGCAGAUAUUCAGUAG